GACCCUGGUCCAUCUGGGCAACACGGCAUGCACGGGACUCCAGGAAUCGCCGGAGAACGCGGGGAACCAGGAGUUCCUGGAGCAAAGGGCGAGCCAGGAGCACGGGGACCACCAGGAGUCAAAAGUAUGAGCGGUCUGAGGGGAAUGAAGGGUGACCGUGGCCCCCAAGGGAAACGUGGAGACCGAGGCCUACGGGGACUGAAGGGCUCAAUGGGUCAAAGUGGAUCGAGACUACGGUCUGCUUUCAGCGUCGGCCUAUAUCCAAGCAAGUCUUUUCCCCCAUCUGGAUUUCCAGUUCGCUUCGACAAGGUUUUCUACAAUGGAGAAAACCAUUAUGACGUAGUCACGAGCAAAUUCAACUGCACCUACUCAGGAGUUUAUGUGUUCUCCUACCAGAUCACGGUGAGAAACAAGCCCCUGCGUGCUUCUCUGGUGGUGAAUGGAGUGCGUAAGGUACGUUCGAGAGACACCCUACAGGGUCAAGAC
Molecule: messenger RNA, 486 nt
Organism: Sinocyclocheilus rhinocerous
Lineage: Eukaryota; Metazoa; Chordata; Actinopteri; Cypriniformes; Cyprinidae
Product: inner ear-specific collagen-like
Exons: 1
Molecular function (GO): protein binding
Source: RefSeq, a predicted model, not a curated record